CUUGGGUGAGUUGUUAUCCGGAUUUAGGAGAUGGCAAUGUCUUGGAUGAAGGGUUGCCUGAUUUGUGUCUGGUACUGGAUGUAAGUACAUGAGAUAGUUAUGGGAUGUUGAGAGAUGGAUGAAAAGGGCUAAAAAUGGAUCAGAGAAAAGGUAUAUAAGAAUGGUUGAUUUCCCAGGUUGAAUAUCAUUUCCAGAAACAACUCAGUUCAUCAACUAUCUAUCUAUCUACAAGAACAUCAUCCCAACUCUUUCAAUUCAAUCUACACAAUCAAUCAAAAUGCAUCUCACAACCCUCCUCUCCCUCCCCCUCGCCCUCGCCCCUCUGGCAGCCGCAGUUGGCAACGCCGUCGUUGCCAACAACUGCAAAGACCCCAUCUACCUCUGGUCCGUUGGCGGCUCAGUCGGUCCCAAGCAAACCAUCCAGCCUGGCGCCAACUUCACCGAAGCCUUCCACCAUGACGACGCCUCGGGCGGUAUCUCGCUGAAGGUGACCACCACCGAGAACGGGCUGUACGAUGGUAGCCCGCAGUUGACGUAUGCGUAUACGCUGGACGGAAACAACGUGUGGUAUGACAUUUCGGAUGUCUUUGGAGACCCGUUCUCCGGGAGUGCGGUUGUUAUCAAGCCUGUUGAUGAAGGGUGUGGUACCCUUUGCUGGCCGAAUGGGGUUUCGCCUGGGGGAAGUCAGGUUAGGAAUUGUGGGGAGAAGGAGGAUAUUGUCCUGACGGUUUGUGCGAGUGGAUGUUAGGUGGA
Molecule: messenger RNA, 753 nt
Organism: Aspergillus wentii DTO 134E9
Lineage: Eukaryota; Fungi; Ascomycota; Eurotiomycetes; Eurotiales; Aspergillaceae
Product: putative BYS1 domain protein
Exons: 1
Coding region: 278-748 (156 amino acids)
Source: RefSeq, a predicted model, not a curated record